This is a messenger RNA of Cryptococcus deneoformans JEC21, 1147 nucleotides long. Its product is annotated as general RNA polymerase II transcription factor, putative. Gene Ontology annotation, cellular component: transcription factor TFIIA complex. The record is from RefSeq and is a predicted model, not a curated record. Lineage: Eukaryota; Fungi; Basidiomycota; Tremellomycetes; Tremellales; Cryptococcaceae. The transcript is spliced from 7 exons. Gene Ontology annotation, biological process: transcription by RNA polymerase II; transcription initiation at RNA polymerase II promoter. The coding region runs from base 48 to 770 and encodes 240 amino acids.
UCGUACACGCAUACCUGCCGCCACAACGUCGGAACCCACAGCGUAACAUGUCAAACAAGAUCGUCCCAGAGAUAUAUCGCGCCGUCAUCGACGAUGUUGUAUCAAGUGUAAAAGUAGAUUUUGAAGAAUAUGGAAUGGAAGAAGAGAUUCUGAUGCACCUCCAACAAAAAUGGGAAGCUAAGCUGCUCGAAACACGAGUCGCCGACUUUGCCCGUGCCGGCUCAUCCUCAAGAUCCCCAUCGCCAACUCUUGAAUCAAAGCCCGAAGCUUCUUCACCCCCCGCUGGUCCUUCAAAUUCCCAAUCGGCCGAUAUGUUCCCAUUCCCUCGGCAGGGGCAAGUCCAAGGCUCGAGUGCUGCCAUGCCUGGUGCUCCUGGAGUAGGCGCGCUGGGCACAAAUGGGUUUGUCAACGGUGGGGUACAAGUGCCGAGUGGACAACAACAGGGUGAAACUAGAGUGAAGAUGGACCCUGACGAGGUUAUGCGGUUAAGAGGCGGAGCGGCUGAGGACGGUCACAAACCGGAACCAAACGCUGCAGGUUUGCUGCCAGGGGACGACGUUAUCGAUUCCGAUCUAGAUGACUCCGAUGAUGAGUUUAGAGGUGAUGUCGACGGUGGUGAGGAUGAAAAUGACGUUGAUAUCGUUUUCUGUGUGUACGACAAGGUCCAAAGAGUAAAGAACAAGUGGAAGACGGUGUUCAAAGACGGAAUGAUACAUCUUAAUGGGAAAGAUUAUCUUUUCGCCAAAUGUAAUGGCGAAUUUGAAUGGUAAUCUUCGCCCUCGUCCUCUUCUACCAAUAUUUCUUCAUCGCUUCACCUACUGCCUUGUUUUAUCUGUCACGACAUAGCGUGGCCCUUCAUCUUUCUUAUCACCAGCUCAACAAUUUCCCAGAGGAGGAAAAUCCAAAAUCACAUGUUUUCAGAACGCCUUUUUGUAUUCUCAAUGUCUCCAUACGCUCGUCCUCCCUUCCCCUCGCUCCCUUCUUCUUUCCGGCUUUUCAUGUGCCAAGCAGGGACUUUACAACUUAAGCAAAACAUAAACAGUAAAUCUCCAUCACGUUAAUGUCAUGUCUCACAGUUUAUGUAACGGAGAAAAUCCGAAUAGGCCCAGAAUGCGUGGUCAACGAUGCAUUGCUUUUGUAACUAGUG